AAAAGUAGCCUACUUUAUGUGUGUUCCUCUAAGCCGCUAUUGUUCUAGCUGUAUGAGGCGCAGAUGCAGUCUUGUGGGAUGUCAUUUACACGCUGCAAGACAAUAUUUGGUUUUCAGACGCCGCCAGCGUUACUGAAAUGAGGUGGUUGUAAUGGGUCACAGGGGACCACUGCAUUUGUCUGACCUUUUCCAGCUGUAUAAUGAGGACUCUGUCCACACCCUAUGCUCAGUGUUUGAGCAUGAGUGGGAAAAACAACAGAAUUACAGCGAGAGGUCAGACCUAGAAGAGGAUUCUGGAAGAGAGUCACUGCUGGUCUCCAGGAAAACCAGUGCUGGUUACUCUCUCCUUUAUGCAAUAUGGAUGACAUUCCAUCCAGCCUUAGUCAAAGUUGUGCUUCUGAGACUUUCAACUGAUCUUUUUAGCAUUCUAGGUAUUCUAACACUCAGAUGGGUUAUCCUGUUCUGUGAGAGGCAGGCUGUGUUUGACUGGGCAGGAUACACAUAUUCUCUGGUGGUGUUGGGAACAGUUUGCUGCUGCGCUAUUUCCCAGCAUCUCUUUGAGAAACAUGGUAGGAUAAUUACAGCCAACACACAAGCGGUUCUGGCUGGCGCCCUCUACAGGAAGACAUUGUCUCUUUCCCAUAGUUCUCGGCAACAAUCCAACACCACUCAGGGGACGGAUGUAUUAGGCAAAGUUGAAUGCGUAGCAGAGCUGGUGGUCACAUUGACCUGUCUUUGGUCCUGCCCGUUGAGAGUCGCUCUCUAUCUAGGCUUACUGUGGGGAGAAUUGGGUCCUGGCGUGCUGGUGGGGGUGGUAUUGCUACUAGUCCUCAUCCCUGUCAACUCAGCAGUGGAGCACAAAGCCAAACAGCUUCGGAGAUCUCAGCAGAUCAUCAGAGAAAGGAGUGAACAGCUCAUCAAGGAAAUGUUGCAUAAAUACCAGGCGCUGAAGCUUCUCGCAUGGGAGUCCUGGUUCCAUCAGAGAGUUACAGAGUCUCGGGCCAGGGAGCUGGAGAUGCUAAGAAUUCUGGGAUAUUUGACAGCCUUCUCUAUGCUCGACUCUGUCUGUAUGCCUUUUCUAGUUGGUUUCUCUAGUCUUGGUGUGUUUGUCCUGGUGGAUGAUGGGAAUGUUCUCACACCGUCUCAGAUCUUUACAUCCCUCUGUUUCUUCAGAUUGCUCCGCCCACCUCUGCUGGAGCUCCCUGGGCUAUUGUGUGUUCUCAAGCAGGCACAGCAGUCUCUUUGCCAUCUGGAGAAAGUCUUUCUCACAGAGGACCUGGCCACCUCUGCAAAAGGCGCUACAGAAGACAUUCCACCUGACAGCUCUCAACAGCCAUGUGAUAGGUGUAAAAACAAGCACAGUAAUUCUGAUGAGAAACGAGAUCACUAUCUAUUCCAAAAAGGCAGCGGAGAGGCCCGCAGGCUGUAUGUGAGGGCUUUCGGCUGGCACUGGGUGUCUGUUACCUCGCUGGUCUACCUGUCUGUGUGCGCUGUUAGUUUAGCACAGGAUGCUGUCCUGAGCAUGUGGACUGGUGAAGCCAAAGAAGUUCAAGGCCUGGAGGGGUGGAGAGAGCUCAGAAACUCGCGACUGUCUGCGUACGCACUGCUCGGACUCCUGCAAGCCUUGCUUGUGUGCUGUUCCGCCUACUGUCUGACCUGCGGUUCUCUCAGGGCGUCUCAUACGCUACACUCUGAGCUGCUGUCAGAUGUUCUUCACCUGCCAGUACAGUCCCAGAAGAUAGAUGUCAGAUGGUUACUGCAAGCAUUCACUCAGGAUAUGCAAGUGGUUGAUGAAGAGCUGCCCAAACAUUUACACAGCUGGUUAAAGAGUCUUUUGGACAUAUUGAGCACCAUCACUUUGAUCAGCUUCAUCAUGCCUGCUUUCAGCCUAGCUGUGUGCCCGCUGAUACUUCUCUUCUUCUGUAUUCAGUCUCAUUUUUCUUCAGCUCGCAUGCGAAUAAGACACAUGGAGGCAAGCCCUGUUUCAGUUACUUCUCUGGAGUGUGUGACACAUUUUGUUGAAGCUCCACUUUCUGGGCCAAAACACAGGGAGGUGUAUCUGACGCACUGCCUCCAAGCCUUACAUCAAAACCUGCUGGUCAAGUACAACAAAAUCAUCUCAGAAAGUUGGGCUGUGUUGCGGUUUGAUGGUGUUGCUGGGAUUGUGCUGUUCCUGGUCAGUCUGAUUCUGCUUGAGACUCAAACUGACUCAGGGCUUGUGGCUCUGGCUUUGAUCUGUGCCUUUAAUAUUAAAGAAGCUCUUCGCCGUUACCCUCAGGCCACCUCUGAUAUCAGCAUUGACAUGCUGAGCAUGCAAAGAUUUUGUAAAUUUGCCAAAGUGGAAAAGGAGGCAGCAUGGACAGUCUCCUACAGACCACCCUUUGACUGGCCCCAGCAUGGAGAGGUGAAGUUCAGGAACUAUGAGUCUGAGGCCUCCUCUAACUGCACACCAGCUCUUAGAGGAAUUAAUCUCACCAUUUUAAAAGGGGAAAAGAUUGGGGUUGUAAGCAGUGGGAAAACAGACACCGAUGGCUUGGUUAGCUGUCUCUUCCGAUCAGUGGAGGCCAGGAGCGGUGCUGUGCUGAUUGACGAUGUAAACAUCGCCCGCAUGAGUCUACACGACCUUCGUAGCCGCCUGCAAAUCAUUUCCCAGGUUCCUGUACUGUUCUCGGGUCCCCUGAGGGCUAACCUGGACCCGUUCUCUCAGCAUACUGACAUGCAGGUGUGGCUGGUUUUGGAGCUCUGCCAUCUCAAGGAGCGUGUUCAACAAUUGCCUGCUCAGCUGCUGCACCCUGUUCAAAGAACGUCUCUCGCUUUCAGCUUUGGCCAGAGGAGGUUGCUGUGUUUGGCCAGAGCCCUGCUUGCAAGGGUCAAAAUCCUGCUUGUGGAAGAGGCUCUUCCUUGUGUGGAUGUAGAAACAGAGGGCCUGGUCCGACAGUUGAUCCACACAGAGUUUAAAGACUGCACUGUACUGUGGCUCACUCAGAACCCGCUCACUCUCAUGCACACUGAAAGGGUGCUGGUUUUGAAUAAAGGACAAGCUGUGAAGUAUGACGCUCCUUCCACUGUCCUCCAGCAGGGGCCGCUGUUCAGUCAAUAAGAUGCGACCUCUAGCUCUUACAGUACAUCCAAUUAUUGUUAUCAUUUAUACUUUUCCUUUUUUUUUUUGCUGACCUGAAGUUAUUAAAUAAUAAAAUUAUUAUUUAUAUAAUAAUAAAUAAGUUAUUCAUUUCACGUCAUACAUUAGGUUCCCUAAACCACAGUUUAUUGACUCUAAUUAAUGAAGGUUUCAUAUGCCUUUGGACAGAAUAUACUGAAAAAAAGGUUAAAAAAGUGACAGGUGGAACACAAACAGACUUUGAAAUAUUAUAGUGAAUUGUGGAGGUUAUUUUAAAUGUAUUUAAAUUAUUAAUUUCUUUUUUCUUUAUAUUUUUGUAUUUUUAUAAUUUAUUAUUUUAUUUGAUAAUAUAAUGAUUUUUUUUUUUUUUUUUUUUUUUACAAUAAUUGAAGCUUUUUCUGCCAAUUAAUUAAAAAAAAAUUGAUUAAGCUCACAUAAGCACACAAACAUACCAGUUUACAUUUGUUAAAUGGUCAAAACUUUACAAUAAGGUUUCAUUUGUUAACAUUGUUAACAAAAUACUACUGUUCAUUGUUUGUUCAUGUUAGUUGACAGUGCAUUCUUUUAACUUUUGAUAUUAAUAAUGUAUUAGUAAAUGUUGAAAUUAACAUUAACUAAGAUUAAUACAUGCUGUAGAAGUGUUGUUCAUUCUUAGUCAUUUAUAAGUUGAUAAUUUAUAACAAGAUGAUUUAUAUUUUUGACACUUUUGAUACUCUUAUGUCAGUGUUUUACAAUGCAGUACAAUAUGCAUAUGAAAAUUACACCAGCAAUAUGAUAAAUAAUAAGAAGCAACAGCAGGGAUUUCCUUCUAAGGGCUGUUUGAGGUUAUGCACAGUGGCCGUUUGAGCUGUUUGUUGACACAUUCUCCUCUUCUCCUUUUCCUUUGCAGUUAUUGUCAGUUAAUUGCACAUUUUUUUUCACAACAGUUUUCCUCAUUGUAACUGUCUCCACAUCUUUUCUUUUUAUGCUCUGGUCAGUUGACCGUUGUUUCACCAAGAGUGUCGUUUGGCAUUAGGUUUUAGAUCAGGGGUCUCCAAACUGAUUAUUGAUUAACUGAUUAAACUGAUAAUUAAGCAUACUUGAAACUUCCAGGCAGAUGUGUUGAGGCAAGUUUGAGCUAAACUCUGCAGGACAGUGGCCCUCCAGGACUGAGUUUGGAGACCCCUGUUUUAGAUUUGUUUUUUAUAGCCUAUUAUAACCUGUAUGGAAAUUAAUAAUAAAUAAUGAAUAAAAUCCAAAACACAAUAUA
Molecule: messenger RNA, 4367 nt
Organism: Megalobrama amblycephala (Wuchang bream)
Lineage: Eukaryota; Metazoa; Chordata; Actinopteri; Cypriniformes; Xenocyprididae
Gene: abcc13
Product: ATP-binding cassette, sub-family C (CFTR/MRP), member 13
Exons: 22
Coding region: 152-3100 (982 amino acids)
Biological process (GO): transmembrane transport
Cellular component (GO): membrane
Molecular function (GO): ATP hydrolysis activity; ATP binding; ABC-type transporter activity
Source: RefSeq, a predicted model, not a curated record